AUGUUAAUCACUGAAAGUUUCCACGACGUGAAGACCUCUGCGGAGACCACACUACGUAUCUACGUUUUUACUCCCAAAGUUAGAGGUUAUCCAAGGGCAAAAUUCCCCGGUGUUAUUGUGUACAGUGAGAUUUACCAGGUCACCGGGCCAGUUAGAAGGUUUGCUCAAAAAAUAGCUGCCGAAGGGUACGUCACCGUGGCACCUGCCAUAUAUCACAAUUUUGUAGGUCCAGAACCAUUAAAUUAUGAUGUAGAAGGCACAGACAUGGGUAAUGAGUUUAAAAUCAAAAAACGUUUGGAUUCGUAUGAUGAAGAUAAUAGGUUGUGUUGUGAUUUACUUCACUCAUUGUCUCAAUUUGAUGGUAAGAAUAUUGGGGCCACUGGAAUGUGUCUUGGUGGACAUCUAGCUUUCAGAGCACUUUUAGAUAAGAGAGUUAAAUGCGCUACAUGUUUUUUCCCAACUGAUAUUCAUUUGAAGAGUCUGGGUCUUGGCAAGAACGAUGACACUCUAGAAAGAAUUUCCAAAGAAGCUUUUGCUGAUCAAGAGCUUGUUUUAAUUUUUGGUACCUUAGACACGCAUGUUUCUCCAGAGGGAAGAGAUUUAAUCAGAAAAACAUUGAGAGAUCACAAGGUUAGCUUCACCUUCCUGGAAAUCUUGAAUGCCGAACAUGCAUUCAUCCGUGAUGAAAGCAGCAAAGGAAGGUAUGAUGCUUCGAUCACAGAAAGCUGUUUAGGAUUCAUGUUCGAGCAAUUCAAUAGAAAAUUGAAGAUAGAGCUAGGAGCUUUUGACAACGAUUCCAAAUCGCCAGAACACGUCUGUUAA
This is a messenger RNA of Kazachstania africana CBS 2517, 822 nucleotides long. Its product is annotated as carboxymethylenebutenolidase. Bases 1 to 822 code for a protein of 273 amino acids. NCBI's taxonomy places the organism in Eukaryota, Fungi, Ascomycota, Saccharomycetes, Saccharomycetales, Saccharomycetaceae. The transcript has a single exon. Gene Ontology annotation, molecular function: hydrolase activity. The record is from RefSeq and is a predicted model, not a curated record.